AUGACUGUUACUCUUCAUCAGCUUUUGAAGGCUUCGGUCCCAAGAAAAACACCAUGCAAAACAUUCCUUUCCUUAUUCAACCAAUUAGAUCAAAAAUCACCCAUAAGUGAGAACGAGUUCAUUUCCAACUUGGUGGAUAACCUAGAAGGGCUAAAGACAAAAACCAAGAUACUUUUGGAUUAUAGCUUGACUAUUGCAUUCUCUAGUGAAAAGCGGCUAACUGAGUUCUGGACUAACUUUAUUAAAUUGUCUUCCAGUUUGCAAACUCAGUACUUAAAGAAGGUAUCCGAAUACUUACCCCACGGUCCCACGCAUACAGUAAAGAAGGUGAGCAAGGAGUUGCUCAAGAGCUUUAUAAACGUUCAUUUAAUGAAGUAUACGAACACAAUUUUGGAUCGUAAAGAUGCUAGUGACAAGGAUGUCGUGAACCACUUAGUCAUGUUGUGGUGUUUGAUAAUUCAAAGAGAUAUCUACAUAGAACAGUUUGAUAACUUGGGAUCACAUAUCAUCCAUUCCUUGUACGAGAUGAAACAGGAGAGUCUCUUGAAAUAUUUCGUUAAAGUCCUGAAAAUCAGAGGAGACGAGGACUUUUCAAUUUCCGGAGAGGGAAUUGAGGCUACUUCUAGCAGUGUAGUCGGUCUCGAACGCGAGAUUGGAAAGGGUAGAGGAAUACAAACCAUCCUGAGAUUGUUCAACUCUCCCCAAUCUGUAAAGAACUACCCAAAACUAGUUCAGAUCAAGAAGUCCAUAUGGAUAUAUUCCAUAAUUUCGAAAUUUCUUUGCAUUUCCACAUCAGAUUUUGUUAAAACAUUUGAAUCCAAGUUCUUUUUGAAGAAUAAUCUUCAAGAAAAGAAAGGUUAUGCCUUAUUAACUUCAAUUAUUACUUCUUUGUUCGAAGGAAUCAUCCCAUCCACUUCUUCAUCUGCAUCAUACCCAUCUUAUGUAGUUGCUAAUUGGAAGAAUUUUAUUGUGACGAAGUUGGUCUCAAUUUGCAGAGAGGUAGAGCUAACUAAAUUAGAAAUUGAAGAAGUCAUCCAGACUGCUAUGAAACAACUCCCUACUUCCUACAGUGACUUACAAUUAAAACAGAACUUUGUGAAAUCGUGUAUAUUCAAUUCUGUAUUGGAUAUGUCGAGUUUUAAUAAGAUUUUCCCCAAUGAUCCUCCAACUGUUUCACUCAACAGUGAGUUGCACCAAUUUAAAAAUAAUACUAUUAAUGGUCUGAUCGCUGAUGAUUUUAGUAAAAAGUUGAUAGAUAUAAACUCAGAGUUCAUUUCCUUGGAAGAAUCGGGCUUGAUUCAAUAUGUUUCUCUGUUGUCCAAACAAUUUCAAUUUUGUCUUGCUAAGCAGAGAGAAUUGAAUACCAUCGUAAAUAAAUUGGUAGAUGAUUUUAUCAGGAACAAGAAUAAUGAGAAAUUGAAUCGAUUGUUACUACUGCUUUUGAAUGAACCAGCUACGCUAUCCAUGAUCUUCUUUGAAAAGGAUCCUGUCCCAUUUCUCUCUAAGCUUAUAAAGUAUAUUGAUCAGCUGGAAAUCGACCAACAAAUUAGAAAAACCAAUUCGUCAAACGAUGUUUCGGAUGGAAAUAGUGGAGUAUCAGAUGACUUCCAAGAAAUAUAUUCUCAAUUUGGUGUGAUAUUAUUGAGUAUUAUUCAAUUUAUAGAAUACUUUGAUAUCAACCUGCAUAACGAUUUAUUAUUGAUUAAGAAAUCGUUCACGAUGGACUAUUUAAACAAUUUCCAUUAUAGAUUAUGUGACCAAUUGACUCUGAAUUUGAAUAUGAAAUCUAUCGGUGGAGAAGACAUCGAAGAUGACCAAACUAUUAUUACCAAUUAUAACAGUCUUGUAGGAGAUUGGAUUAGGUCAUUAUUUGACGAGACUAAUGAAGAUGGAUUAUCUGACGAAUUGAUUAAACAGGUGAAUGUCAAGCAAUUGUACAAAAUAAUCCCAUUAAUUUACCAACAAGCAAUCAUUGCAUUCAAUUGUGGUAAAAUAGACAUAAAAACUUUGAACAAUGGCUUAGAUUAUUUAACUCAAUUACUUUUGAUUCCAUGUUCCUUAAGUAUUAUUAACUGGCUUUUAAGGUAUAUAAUAGUAGGUAAUGGAAAAUUGGUCCAGGUGUUGCAUACAAUCAUCAAGUCGAGUAUGAAGGGCGGAUCUACUAAAAACAAUGAAGAAGGCGUUGCAGGCGAUGAUAAUAAUGGUAAUAGUGAAAUAAGCGAUCAGGUUUUAGUAUUCAAAUUGGUCCUUAAUAGCUGUAGCAAGGAUAUAUUAGCUACAUUAAGUCAAAUAGCCAAGACACCGGAGUCUGAAGAAAUUAUUUCCAUUAUUGAAGCCAACAUUGACCAGGCUUUUAUUACUCCUAGUCAACUGACCAAGAUAGCUAACGAAAGAAUUAUUAAAAGUAAUCCAAUUGUUUCAUUCAGAACAUAUUUGCGUGAAUUGAUAGAAGCCCCAAUCAAUUCUCCGGUAAUACUAAAUCAAUGGUUGUUUGAAUAUAUUUUACAAUUUGAACAAAAUGCGCUAAUGUCCUUUCUUUACGAUGAGAUACAUAUGAACUACAAUCGCGCUAACAGUGAAGAAUCAAUAUUAUUAUUUAAUAUCAUAAUUUUCAUGUUAAACGAUAAGUACAUCCUAAAUGAGGAAGAUAAGAAAUUUUGGGAACGCAAGAUUAAGGUUGCACAUCAUGCAACUUCUACGAUCGGAAAGUUUAAUAAAAACGAUAACAAAGAAAAUAAUGAAAACCGCAAUGAGGUGACAGAAAAACUGUUGCCUGAGCUGGAGCAGGUGGUCCCUGGCAAAAAGUCAUUUUCCACUACAAUGUCUUACCACUACUCCUCGAUAUUCAAUAUACCAGAGGAAGAUAAUUUGGAAGACGAUUUAUUCAACGAGCAUAUGAACUUUGAUGACAACUCAAACAUCACAAACCCUAGCGGGAGUGUAAUGAAUUCAAUCAUAUCUGUCAAGGAGACGAUGUUCAGAAAAACAAGUUUCUUGGCGGAACUUCUCAGAGUGAAAAAUCAAAUCGAUGACGAUUCCUUGAAUGUAUUCAUAGAAAGAAUCGUGGACUUUUAG
Molecule: messenger RNA, 3075 nt
Organism: Dujonia railenensis
Lineage: Eukaryota; Fungi; Ascomycota; Pichiomycetes; Serinales; Debaryomycetaceae
Source: the annotation of a GenBank genome assembly